UCCCAACUCUCGCAUAGUGGCAUCAACGCAUCAGAGAGAGGGCACACAGGGCAGAGAGCUCAGCUGGGACACUGACAAAUACUGAUCCGAACCCUCCGGUUCGUCCCGUGAACAUGAGCAGGGUUGCUCGACUUCUUCGGCGGACGUUCGGGAUUGUACGCGAGCACGUCGGGACGGAUAAUCUGGGGAACAAAUAUUACUCUGUCCCAGAACAGAAGACAUGGACAGGAAGACACGUCCGUGCCAAGCGGAUGGUAGAGGCAGCCAAUCCUAACGAACAUGAAUAUAUGGAAGGCAGCAUACCGAUGGAGUGGGACGCUUGGAUCCGAAGCAGACGGAAGGAGCCCCCCUCCAUCGAGGAGCUGCUGAAGAACGAGUCUUACAGGGAGCAGAUCAAGCUGAAGGCCAUUGAGGUGGAGGAGACAGAUCUGGCCCUGCAGGCGAAGGAGUAUGAGGACGGUCUGGUGGCGACUCCUGCGAGGACUGUGGCGAAGGGCCAUGCGGCCUCCACCACUUUUGGCAAGCAGGAGAUCUCUGAGGACCCGACGAGCACUGCAAACACAUUUCAGCCUGGCUCCUGGAUGCCCACUCCCAAGAAAUAGACCAGGACAAUCCUCGUACACUGAGACUGCUGUGCAAUACAUUAUAAUCCAAUAAAAAAAAAGCACUGCAAUGAAUAUUCACUUUUAUAGGAGAUUUGAGAUAUUGAUAUUUAUAUUAAUAUUGGAAAACCUUUCAGUAUAAUCCAAUCCAAGUGAGCAACUCCACAGACUAUGACCUCAGAAAUAAAAGGUCCACAGUACAUGCUGUGGGAAAUGUUAAGAGGAGAAGAUAUGUUAACUUUAAAUUGAUUGAUUUAUCUGUUCAGCCCCAUCCAUGGUGCAAUGAGACUGUAGUUACAUUAAAUACUGUGUUUAUGGUUCUAUUUAUCAUUGAGGGGGUUUCCACUUUCACCUGAGGUCACAUUUAAUGUUGACCACGGAGCUGAUGAAGAAAGGAGCUUCAAGGAAUUUUAAACACAUGCUAAAAAUAAAAAUAAAUGAACCUGGAUCCUGCAGCUGAAAA
Molecule: messenger RNA, 1065 nt
Organism: Scophthalmus maximus (turbot)
Lineage: Eukaryota; Metazoa; Chordata; Actinopteri; Pleuronectiformes; Scophthalmidae
Gene: ndufaf2
Product: NADH:ubiquinone oxidoreductase complex assembly factor 2
Exons: 4
Coding region: 114-602 (162 amino acids)
Biological process (GO): mitochondrial respiratory chain complex I assembly
Cellular component (GO): membrane
Source: RefSeq, a predicted model, not a curated record